AUCAUUAGCAACUUCAGCCUGAUCUUUUGCUUGCAUAUUGUAUUCCAUAACAACAAGCUUCACUUUUUGAUCCAAUUGGAUGUAGCACUCUGUGUCAUUUAAAAGGAUACUGAAAGGACUCUAAAUUAGAGCAUUACUCUGCAAAACGUUCUGAAUGCCAAGACGUUGGCUGCACUUAGGGAAAGUCAGCUUUAAAGAGUCUCUUUUAUUGUGAUAACACUAUAGAAAGGCCAUCUUAAAAAAAAAUCUUUCUUUUAAUGGAUUUGUUGCUUUAAAACUAAGCCUUUCUUAAAAUGCUUUUAGUGUACGCCAAAGUUGUUGGGUUUGUUUGUUUGUUUGUUGGCGUUCAUAUUAUAAUAUUGCACUUGUAUAUUUAUUUGCAUUUCACAUGCCUCUUCCAUCAGAGACUCUCAAAGUGCUUUACAAAUAUUAAUCAUCCUCUCCCGUGUGAGGUAGGGGAGUAGUCUCUAUGUCAGAGAGGAGCAGACACACUGGUACAGUGAAAUGUAAGUUAUACAUUGCUGGGCCAACCUGGCCAGUUACUCAAGGUUAGUAAGACUGCUGUACUGAAGGAAGGGAUAGCACCAAUGCCCUUCUUCUGGGUUUGCAGCCAGAGGAAACAGUCAUAAGGCAAUCGGAAUCCCUGCCAGCAGAUUGUGAUGAGAGGAUGUGAUGGCCAUACCCUUCCACAGUUAGUGCUGCCUCUUUUUCAGGCUGAGGGGGAUGUCUGUGGCCUUGUAGAAUGUGGCUGCUCCCGCACAAUCUUCUGCACUGAGAUGGCAGAAGCUGGCAUAGGCCCUAGGUGUGGCCGGCUGGUUAAGUAACUUGCCCAGUCACACAGGAAGGCUUUUGGAGUGUCAGGAAUAGAAUCCAGAUCUCCCAAUAGCCACAUGGCCGUCCUCCCUCUCCACGGAGAUCAGUGUAUCCUCUACGGCAGGAGCCACCAUCUCCGUGCUGCCAGUUAUGGCCUGCCAUUGAGAAAGAACCGCCCCAAGCCACAGACAGAGCUGUGCAGUAUCAAUGUGAUGCAGAUGUGGUAGCUGGUCACGAGCCUGGAUGUGGCUUUUGGCAGAGGUUAGAGUGUGAUGGUUUGGGGAAUGGGUCAGGAAUCUUUCUGUUGGCAGGGUCAGGAAUCUGUUAAGCGUAACUGUAUAUUUGUGCCGACUCCAUCUCUUAGCUACCAGCUGCGGAUUGAGUGUAUGCUGUCAUAUGAAGAGACCGCUGUCAUGCUAGAUAUGCUACAGCCAAAAGCAGAAGCAAUCAGGAAAGCCUGUGAAGAUCUUCUAACGACCCAUCGUCUGCCAGUUUUCUGUCAACUGAUUCUCAAAGUUGGAAACUUUCUUAACUAUGGAAGUCAUACUGGAGAUGCUGAUGGCUUUAAAAUUAGCACUUUACUCAAACUAACUGAAACCAAAGCAAACCAAACCCGUGUUACUCUUCUCCACCAUAUUCUGGAGGAAGUAGAGAAAAGUCACACAGACCUCCUGCAGCUUCCCAAGGACCUUGAAUGUGUCUCAAAGGCAGCCGGAAUUAACCUUGAAAUCAUACGUGCGGAGUCCAGUUCCAAUUUAAAGAAGCUGCUAGAACUUGAGCAAAAGGUUUUGUCAUCGAAAGACGACGUGAAAGCCCAGUAUGAGACGCCCAUCCAGGACAGCAUAAAUGCAUCAAAGAAGUUGGAGGAGGAGUUUGAAAUCAUUGAAAGGAAGAAGGGGGAACUUGCAAAUUAUCUCUGUGAAGAUGCAAACAAGCUGUCAUUAGAAGAUAUAUUUAGCACCAUGAAAACCUUCAGGGAUCUCUUCAUCAGAGCACUAAAGGAAAACAAGGACAGGAAGGAACAAGCUGUAAAGGCAGAAAAAAGGAAGAAACAGUUGGAAGAGGAAGAGGCUAAGAGACAAAAAGGAGACAAUGGGAAGAUCAUUAAGAAAGGGGCCGUGAAGCAGGACGAGGUGUGUGUUAUUGAUGCCCUGCUGGCCGACAUAAAGAAAGGUUUCCAGUUGCGGAAAACGGCUAAAAACAAGAGUGCGCCGGACACUGCUCCUAAAGCCUCACCUGCCGAAACGCUGAAGGAGAGAGAGCCUGGAAAGAGUGUUGAUGAGUCAGAAACAGCAGCAGCGAAGGAAAGUGCCUCUGAGACCAAGCGAAAGGAUGGCAGUCAGCACACAGAAAACACUCCGGCCUCAGAAGCUGCUGCCACUGCGAAGGCUACCGGUAGAGUUGUCAAAGAGACACCAGCUUCCGACGAAGUGCUUCCUAAAGACAGAGCUGGAGGAAGUUCGCCACAACAGCCCUGUACUGACAGGAGCGCCUUACCUUCAACUGAAGUUGAGGGAACCCAUCAGCCCAACAAUGGAGUGAGUAUUCAGCAGAUCAACGGCUCGUGUAGCUUUCAAGAGAAUGUGGAAUACAACGCCAUUGUGUUCACGCCAUCGAACCCCGGAACAACUAUAAAGUUUGCAAGCAGCUAUUCAGGUAACUGUACUGGUUUAGAAGAGGAAUUGAACGGAUCCCUCUCAGGAGACAAAAACAGUGAAUCCGGACCCACUCAGUUAGAAAGAGGCCUGGUGUCUAACGAUCAAACGUCACAACCAAGUGAUGCAGUUGGGAACGAGGCUAAAACCAGAGCUGAACUAGCACCUGGCAGUGCUAAAAUGACUCCAACCAAUGAGUCGAGUUCUCAGCAUACAGAGUUAAGGGGGACAGAGAAAGAAAAUGACGACCUGGCCGCAGACUCCUUGCUGGACACCUCGCAGGAGAAAUCCUUCUCAGAAGAGCCAGUGACUGAUUCCUCUUGCUCAGCAACAGUCCCUCCGGCGCAAGCACUUACUGACAAGGAAGGGCAAAGAGGGUCUGGGAAACGGAGAAAGAAGAAACGACACAGCAAAAGCCUGUCAGCAGAGGUUGACAUUGAUACUGGAGAUAAUAAAACCAAAAAUCGUUGUGUGAUACAGUGAGGUGUCACAGCAAAGCAGAAGAAUAAAUAACAAGGAGUCAGUGAAACACUGACAAAUCCAUAUAAUGCUGCCAUACUCUAGGAAGCACGUUCCACAGUGUUGAAAUUCCAUUACUGAUCAUGUUUGUAGUAAUAUCUUGGGAUGUAAAGUUUCUUCUAAAAUGGUCUUUCACUAAUCCUUCCUUGGGGAUUCUGUGUAUCCAGCAAAUAACCGCCAGAUGCAAGAGACUUAAGCACCUUCAGAAUGUGCCUUAUGUGAAUGCUGCCAGGGUCUGAUGCUGAAAAUGCUCCAUACCCAGAACUUCUGUGGAAGCUGAUGGGAGUUCCAUGUGUCGAGGGCUGAUAGGAGUAGGCCACUGAUAAACUUCACUUGGGGUCAAAUCCUGCAGUCCCUUCCUAGGCCAAACUCCUACUGAAGACAAUGAGGGCAUGGCCUGGGGAAUGACUGCAGCAUUUUACCCCAUGAGUCAUUUUAGAGACAGCAGUGCCUCCAAAACUGAAUUAUGGGUAAAAGUAGGCACUGUCAUCAGCAUCUGAUUGGAAAUCUGUUACUUCCCAUUCUAGUGCCGUACCAGCAGUUGGAACUGAUGUUGGACCAAAUAAAAGACCCAAUUCAGAUGAACAUACUUUCCCUUGCUAUCAUUUUAGACAGGGGAUAUCUAUUAAAGGAAAAUGUAUUGUAGUGAACAGCUGGCUGUUUGAACACUAAGGACUUGUCUAUAUGGAGAGUUAGUUCGCGUCAAGUUGGAGUUCAAAUGUACAAUGCACUGGCCUGCUGCGAACUAACUGGUCAUGUGGGCCCUGGUACCACACACUAGAAGUUUUACGUUGCACUUUGAUCUACUCCAGUUUCAGUUUGGGGCAGUAUUCUACCUAUUUCAAAUGGGAGUAGAUCAAGGCACACUACAGAACUUCGAGUGGGCAUUCAGAGGGUCCACACUGCCUGUUAGUGCAUGUGACAGGGUGGGGCACUACACUCCAGCUUGCUGCACACUAACUCUCCAUAUACACAAGUCCUAAGGCCUGGAUCCUGCAAAGACUUAAACACACGUUAACUUUAAGCACAUGAAUAGUCCUAUGGAGUUCAGUGGAAUUUCUGAUGUGCAUAAAGUUAGACACAUGCAUGAGUCUUUGCAGGUCUGGGGCCUAGAGUAUCUAUUUUGUUAAAGAAACAGGAAGAGAUUUUUCUAGGGGGAUCCAUUCAAAAUAUUUUAAACUAAUGUUAUUUUGCAAAUCUCUGGUUCUGAAUAUUCAUUGACUGCUGCAUGCACUCAAAGGCAUUUGGACUCAAACUACAGAAUGUUUAGAGUCUGUUUCAGUUUAAAAGAUAGUUAUGCAAUUUGUGCUUUAAAACUGGGAACCUGCAGUAUUUUGUGUUAAGAAAUCAGAGUUUUAUUUCUGAAUUAUGUUUUAUAAUAACCUUGUACCAUGUAAUUUUGUACAUAGCUGUCAAUUUAAAAUUCUAUAUGUUUGUUCAAUUUGUAUUGCAGUAUUAGAUUGCAGUGGGAACUGUGUGGAAAAUCAUUACUUUUAGCAAUCAUGCCUAUAUACAAUAACUUGCUGAGCAUAUAUAAUAGUCUUCAGGUUAAACCGAUUUUGCACUGCUUAUUUAGAGUGGAUCAAGGGUCAUUUACUAUUGAAGUUCAGAAUUAAAACAGGGGCUACCUUUAACUAAAAACUUUGCUUGGAGUGUAGUGAAAAUUGGUUAACUACAGCAAUUACCAGUUUAGAAUGGACCGCUACCUUUAUCAGAUUCGGCUGCGGAAAUCCUCUGUAGCAGUGUAGCAAAGCUGCAUUUGAAAUCGUGUUCACCACUGGCGUAAACAUGUAGAGGUUCAUUAACUUCAGUGGAGCUGCACUGUCAGCAAUGAAUGGGACCCUUCGUAAUGAGAAAACACACAUACACACACAAUCUAUACACAAGAGCUUAGGGGUCAAUCACCGUUGUAAUGGUCAUGGCUGGAGGGCUAGCUGCACCCUGUCCCCUUUUUGGUCUCUCUGAAUGCAUCCCCUCAAGUGUCAGGCCUCGUGUCUUUACCUAUCCCAGGCUGGAAAUCUACAGUUCUCCCACUCAGACUGGUACCUGGGCUUCAGUACCCAGCAGGUCUGACUGGGUUCCGCACUUAUGGUUCUUCCCUUUGGGAGCCUGUGGCCGAUGGUGUCUAGUGACAAAACUGCCUUAGUGAAACUGGAAUAUUGUUCAUUCUAUGUAUAGUAACAAAGCAUGCAGAUAAAAAGCAUUUUAGGACAACAAACAGUCCACACUUGUCCAUCUUACCCAAAGGCUUACCAUCCCCUCAGGGUCACCUAGUCAGCCCUAAUUUCUUCAGACAGUCCAUCCAACGCCUGCAUCUUAGUCUGGUUCCCCCAAACAAUGACUCGUCUCCUCAGAGAGCACCCCUCCCUAAACUGUCAGAGUUGCUUUGUUCUCACAUUCUUGGGCUUUGUCUUUGGAAAAAACUAGUUUUGGAGGUUGGCUUGGGAGGAGGUAAAAUAUUGAUGCUAUAAGGGUAUGAGCAUUGCCCACUGAACAACACUCCUGAGCCAUGCUUCUUCCCUUCCUGCUUGUUUUCUUUAUAGCCACCUACUAAACUAAACCAAUAUAUUCACACAAUAAACAUCCCAAAAGCCAGGUCAACACUCACUGUUCAUAAAUCAUGACAGAGCAGUUCCAAUUUUGUCACAGGAAUAAUUUAGCAAGAAUACAGGUGACUGCGACAGGGAGGGAAGAGGAAGGCUGUCUGAGUGGGAUGUGCAGUUUUGGGUAGUAUUUUACCUGUGAUCUUUGCGAGAAGCUCCCAUUGAUUUUCUCCCAAAAGAGCUAAGUAGUCCUCAUGAUUUCUUAGUAGUCACAUCAGGGCCAAAUUCAGUGCUGGUGUAAGCAAGGCCCUUCUAAUUUGUUUCAAUGGAGUUGCAUCCACUUAUGCCAGCAGAGCAGUUAAUUUGGCCACCAGAAAGAAACUCACUUUUCCUUCAAGUAUUUUAGUAAAAUUACAGCAAACAAACAAAUUAGAGUGCAUUAAACAAGCAAGCCUGUGAAAGCCACAAGCUUCUAGGUAUCAGGUUAACUGUCCAUGUUCAUUUAGCAUUAAGCAGCAUCUGCAUGAUUAAUCUAUGGUAUAAAUAAAUUCAAACACCUUUUUUUUUUUCAGGGUCCUUGCAUGAGAGGUAGGGGUUUUUUCUUCUUCAUUUCAACAUUUUGAAGAAAUUUUUUAAAAUUUAGAAUUUAAAAAAAUGGAAAAGAUGAAUUCACAACUUUCCUGUUUUUGAGGGGGAGGAUUCCACUCUAUUUUGUAUGGUUACAGAUAUGGUUAUGGGGAUUAUAAUUAUAAAGUUAACAUAUUACAUUGUAGACUAAAUAAAUAUUCCUACCGGAAUCACUUAUUUAACACAAUUUUAUCCCAGAGAAUCUCAGUCCUUCCCGCAGUGAAAAGAAACAGAAAAUAAAUCAAAUUGUGAAACUAAUAGUACAUUUCACAUUUCAGUUGCAUUCCUUUUCCACCCUCCUCCCACAUCUGUACAGCGCCUAAAGCCUUCAUCCUGCAAUCCAUAUGCACAUGCUUAACUUUAUGCACUUGAGUAGACGCCAGAGAAGUCAGCAGGACUUCUCAUAUGUCAAGUUAAGCAUGUGUGUCGAUCUUUGCCCGAUGAGCGCCUUACAUUGCAAGCUCUUUGGACUUUGUCUCCUACUUGGCUAUAAAACACCUAAGCACACUGUUGAUGGCAUACACAUAGUAACAAUUGUCACAUAGUUAUUUUCUCUCAUACUGACCUUGUCUAUGAAUUUACAAUAGUUUUUGACCUACAGAUGGUGCUAACAAUUUCCACAUUCAGUACAAUGUCAACGGGAGUUGUGUGUAGAAUGGGGCUAGAAUGGCUUUUGUGUACAAAAGUUAUGUAAAUACCUGUCUGCCAUGGUCUCUUCAUUAUUUGAUUCACUUGUUAUGUGCUAUUUGGGAGAGAAGAUUACAGAAGCACCAAAGGAAAUUUACAAUAAAUGUAAAAGUUAACCAAUUUUCAUCCCCUCUAAAUGUAAAGCCUAGUUCUACAGUUAACAUUUCUGGGUUUCUGUAUGUAAAGGAUUGGUUUUCUGUACACAGUACUCUAUUUGGAGUGCAAUAUAGAGCUUACCAAUAAUAAAUCAGCA
Messenger RNA from Caretta caretta (loggerhead turtle), 7097 nucleotides. NCBI's taxonomy places the organism in Eukaryota, Metazoa, Chordata, Testudines, Cheloniidae. The record is from RefSeq and is a predicted model, not a curated record.